GUGAGAGAAAUGCUGUUGUUACCGCUGUCAUCUCUUCUAAGUUUCUUGUACCUCUCAAAACAUCAUGGAGUUUGCUGAGCUGAUCAAAACCCCUCGUGUGGAUGGGGUGGUCCUCCGCCGACCCUUCAUGCCCACUGUGGAGGGAACUCUGUGUCUGACAGGACAUCACCUCAUCUUGUCUUCUCGCCAGGACAACACUGAGGAGCUCUGGCUGCUUCAUGCUAACAUUGACUCUACUGAAAAAAGGUUUGUCGGAUCACUGGGAACUAUUAUUGUAAAGUGUAAGGACCUGCGGGUGAUUCAGCUGGACAUACCUGGCAUGGAGGAGUGUCUUAAUAUUGCCAGCUCAAUUGAAGCUCUCUCCACGCUGGACUCUGUGUCCCUGAUGUAUCCGUUCUUCUACCGUCCUUUGUUUGAGGUCAUUGAGGAUGGAUGGCAGUCGUUUGUCCCAGAGGAGUCUUUCAAAGAUCUGGAGUCUAUGACAGAUGAAUGGAGACUGAGUGAGGUAAAUAAAGAUUUCAGCGUGUGCCCCUCGUACCCGUCCCUACUGACUGUGCCCAGAGACAUCGAUGAUGAAAGUCUCUGCAAAGCUGCUUCCUUCCGCCACGGAGGCCGUUUCCCUGUGCUCAGCUACUACCACAAGAAAAACGGCAUGGUGAUUAUGCGAGCAGCACAGCCACUAACAGGAACCAAUGGACGGCGCUGCAAAGAGGACGAGAAGCUGAUCAAUGCCACGCUUUGCGCGGGGAAGCGAGGUUACAUCAUCGACACGCGGACUAUAGCUGUAGCGCAGCAGGCUAAAGCUCGCGGAGGAGGAUUUGAACAGGAAGCCAACUACCCUCAGUGGAGGAGGAUCCAUAAAGCGAUUGAGAGGUCUAAUGUUCUGCAGGACAGUCUGAUAAAGCUGGUGGAGGCGUGCAACGAUCAGUCGCACAGCAUGGACCGCUGGCUCAGUAAACUUGAAGCGUCCAACUGGCAGAGUAAUGUUAAGGAAAUCCUCACAACGGCCUGCCUGGCUGCACAGUGCAUUGACAGGGAAGGGGCGUCAGUGCUGGUUCAUGGCACAGAGGGCACUGAUUCAACACUGCAGGUCACGUCUCUCGCCCAGAUCAUCCUCGAUCCGGCAUGCAGAACCAUCCGUGGCUUUGAGGUGCUGAUUGAGCGAGAGUGGUUACAGGCCGGUCACCCGUUCCAGCAGCGCUGUGCACAGUCUGCAUACUCAAACGGGAAGCUCCGAAGUGAAGCGCCUGUGUUUCUGCUCUUCCUGGACUGUGUGUGGCAGAUCCUGCGGCAGUUCCCUUGCUCCUUCCAGUUCAACGAGAACUUGCUGAUCAUGCUCUUCGAGCAUGCCUAUGCCUCUCAGUUUGGCACUUUCCUUGGAAACUGCGUGGCCGAGAGGGGGAAGCUGCAGCUGUCUCAGAAAACUGUUUCUUUGUGGUCGUGGGUGAACAGACCUCAGGAGCUGGAGCGAUUUCUCAACCCACUAUAUGAGCCCAAUAACCUGGUCAUCUGGCCGUCUGUGGCUCCUCAGAGCCUGCUUCUGUGGGAGGGGGUAUUCCUUCGCUGGAAUCGCUCUACAAAGUGUUUGGACGAGGCCUAUCAGGAGAUGGUCCAUAUUAUAGAGUACAACAAGGAGCUGCAGAACAAAGUGAACAGCCUGCGCAGGCAGCUGGCCCAGCUCGAGACAGAGGACAGCCCACUGCAGACACCAUAGGACAUCAACAGAAUGGUAUCCUUCUGAUUUGCCAUCUCUGUCUUACUGAAAUAAGCCUCACACUCUUGUAUCUACACUCCUCUGAUCGUACUCUUUCUUUCUGUCUCCAUUGGUCUCCAAUGUGUUCUACUCUCUGGCCACUAGAUCUGCUGCUCUAUUAAUAUAUCAUUGUAGUUUUCUUCCUUAAACACUAUGCAUCACUUGUCAUUAUUAUGAUGUGUUUCAUGUAAAACACUUUAAACUGAUUAGCAGGUUAUGAUAUGGAUGUCAUGUCAUUAGAGAUUGUACAUUGGUGCUUUGGUUUACAUGUUCUCAAAGAAAAGGGACUGCUGAUGUGCCUUUUUUUCAUUUUAAGUCGUGUGCCAUGAAGUGCAAUAGAAAACACAAUUAUAAAAUAAAACAAAAGGGAAAGUAUUGGACUGACUAUUAGAUGCUGGAAAUAUCAUUUGAAUCUAACACAGGUGGUUUACAUAGUCUUACAUGAUCCCUAACUCCUUCCAAAGAGACACUGGCCACAUGAUUAAAGAGAGAGUUCACCCAAAAAUGUGGUCCAAGAUGUAGAUUAAUUUGUUGCUUCAUCAGAACA
Sinocyclocheilus grahami is the source of this 2300-nucleotide messenger RNA. It is a transcript of the gene mtmr9, whose product is annotated as myotubularin related protein 9. The record is from RefSeq and is a predicted model, not a curated record. Gene Ontology annotation, cellular component: cytoplasm. Lineage: Eukaryota; Metazoa; Chordata; Actinopteri; Cypriniformes; Cyprinidae. Gene Ontology annotation, molecular function: protein phosphatase binding. The transcript has 11 exons. The coding region runs from base 65 to 1714 and encodes 549 amino acids. Gene Ontology annotation, biological process: negative regulation of autophagy; phosphatidylinositol dephosphorylation.